UAACUCUGCCCCUCUGGGUCCCUUCCAGGCUCCUCCUCGCACUCCAUGAAGUAUUUCUACACUGCCGUGUCAGAGCCCAAUCAGGGGCUGCCCCAGUUUGUCUCUCCGGGGUAUGUGGACGAUCAAAUCUUCGUUUACUAUGACAGCAACACCAGGAUGAGGCAGCCUCGAGUCUCCUGGAUGGAGGAGGUGGGGAAGAAGGACCCCCAGUAUUGGAAGACUGAAACCCAGAAUGCACGUGCCAAUGAGGAGCUGUUCAGAGCAGACCUGGAGACUGUGCAGACUCGCUACAAUCAGAGCGAAGGCCUUCACACCUGGCAGUUGAUGUACGGCUGUGAGCUCCGGGGAGAUGGGAGCGAAGGAGGAUUUUUGCGCUUUGGCUAUGACGGGAGGACUUUCAUCACUUUCGACAAGGAGACCCUCACCUGGGUGGCUCCUGACCCAUAUGCCCAGGUCACCCAGAGGAAAUGGGAUGCUGUUCCAGGAUAUAAUCAUGGAAGGAAGGCCUACCUAGAGGAGGAGUGCAUUGAGUGGCUGAAGAAGUACUUGUCCUACGGGAAGGAGACGCUGCUGAGGACAGAGGCCCCAGUGGUGACUGUGAGCAGCAGGAUGGAGGCCGACGAUGGGAUGGAAACUCACGUCUGCCGCGUGGAUGGCUUCUACCCCAAGGAGAUCGACGCCUCCUGGAGGAGGGACGGGGAGGUCUGGCUGCAGGACACCUUCCGUGGGUCUGGGCCCCCCAAUGCAGAUGGGACCUACCACUACUGGCUCAGCAUCCGGAUCGAUCCCAAGGAGAGGGACCGCUAUCAAUGCCACGUGGAGCAUGACGGCCUCCGGGAGCCUGUGGACAUGGCCGUGAAGGAAUCUAACUUGGGGCUCAUCCUUGGCUGCGUUGUGGCUGUUGUGGCU
Messenger RNA from Python bivittatus (Burmese python), 909 nucleotides. The record is from RefSeq and is a predicted model, not a curated record. NCBI's taxonomy places the organism in Eukaryota, Metazoa, Chordata, Lepidosauria, Squamata, Pythonidae.